CCCCUCGAGUUAUGUACUUCCGGUGUUGUGACCUCUGUUUACAAAUCGUCACGUCAAAAAUAAACCUCCUCGCAAGCUAUUAAUAAACACGAUUGGACUACAACCGGCUCGGAACUAACAGCGUUUGGCUUUUAAUCCUCCAAAUAUGAUUAGAAGCAAAGCGGGCGGCCGUCAAUGUUGUCGCUCGGAGAGCGAACGAAGGCGACAACAAGUAAGCUAGCUAGAUGUUAGCUAGCCAGCUAGCUUGUGUCGGUGCUACCGAGGUCGUGUGUCGGUGCUGCGGCGAGUAGGCAAGAGAAGCAGUCAACAGACAGCCUAGUGAGACCACACAUUCCGUGUUGCACACAAGCGAACGGGCGUAGUUCCACCGCCAUGGCCUGCAGCUUCCUCAACACGGAUGAGGCGUCCCCGGCGGGUCUGACAGACCUUUGCCUGACCUUCGUGAGUCACAACCUGGAGUGUUUCUGCGUGAAGCGUCCCGAUGGGUCUCUGUGCUUCAGGGAGGCUGUGCUCUUCCCGCAGGAGCUCGCAGACCAGCUGUUGGCUAAAAUGGCUACAGAAGGUUUGUUGAAUGACAGCACGGUCGCAGUGUUCCGGAACAGCGAGUACCUGCGGCUGAGGCGAGCGUACAUCCGCACCGCGCGGAUAUCUGCAGAGGCCUUCCAGAGAGCUCUGUGUGUUCACAGGCUGUCAGAGCUGGACGCUGCCAGGGUCAACGCAGACCUCACCAUCCCUGACAUCCUGCGAGGACUGGCCACUAAUAAACACUGUCAGGAGUCCCUCCAGCGUCUUGUCCUCACGGGUCUUACCAUGUCCUCCCUGGAGGAGCCCAGCAGACAUUGCUUCAGCUCCCUGCAGGGCCUGCGCGCCCUCUCCCUGGCCAACGUGGACUUCUACAACUCGGGCCUGGCGGGCGUGUGCGCUCUGCCUCGGCUGGAGAGCCUGGACCUGUCCAACACCUCGGUCACUAACCUGAACCCGCUGCUGGGCCUGAAGGACCGGCUGCGCUCGCUCACGCUGCACCAGCUCAAGCGGCUGGAGAUGAGCACCGCGCAGCUGCUGGCCGUCAUCGGGCAGUUGGAUGUAUUGCAGCACCUGGACAUCAGCGAUGAUAAACAGUUUACCUCCGACGUGGCUCGUCAGCUGCUCGGACAAACCGGCAUACUUCCUGCUCUCGUUUCCCUGGAUGUGUCUGGAAGGAAACAGGUGACAGACGCCGCUGUUAAGGCGUUUGUUGAGGAGAGACCCGGAAUGACCUUUAUGGGACUCCUGGCCACAGACGCCGGUUUUUCCGACUUCCUUUCCGGGGAUGGAAACCUUAAAGUCACGGGGGAAGCUAACGAAACGCAGAUCUGCGAGGCGCUGCGCCGCUACGCAGAGAGGGAGGGCUUUGUGAGAGAAGCUCUGUUUCAUCUCUUCAGCCUCACGCACGUCAUGGACAAACCUCGACCUGACAUUCUAAAGUUGGUAGUUUUAGGCAUGAAGAACCACCCCGCCACUCUGAACGUCCAGCUCGCGGCCAGCGCCUGCGUCUUCAACCUGACCAAGCAGGACUUGGCAGCCGGGAUGCCGGUCCGGCUGCUCAGCACCGUCACUCAGCUCCUUCUGGAGGCCAUGAGGACGUUUCCCAACCACCAACAGCUGCAGAAGAACUGCCUGCUGUCUCUUUGCAGUGACAGGAUCUUACAGGAAGUGCCAUUUAACAGGUUCGAAGCUGCUAAACUGGUGAUGCAGUGGCUCUGCAAUCACGAGGACCAGAACAUGCAGAGAAUGGCUGUAGCUAUUAUUUCCAUCCUGGCUGCUAAGUUAUCCACGGAACAAACGGCUCAGCUGGGAGCAGAAUUGUUCAUCGUCAAACAACUCCUCCACAUUGUUCGCCAGAAGGCCACUCAAGGCAUGGUGGACGCCACCCUCAAGUUUACCCUCAGCGCCCUGUGGAAUCUUACCGACGAAUCCCCAACAACCUGUCGCCAUUUCAUCGAGAACCAAGGACUGGAUCUGUUUAUCAAGGUUCUGGAGUCCUUCCCUAACGAGUCGUCCAUUCAGCAGAAAGUUCUGGGUCUUCUGAACAACAUCGCGGAGGUGGGCGAGCUGCACGGCGAGCUGAUGGUGCAGACCUUCCUGGACCACAUCAGGACCCUCUUGCACAGUCCCGAGGUGGAGGUGAGCUACUUCGCCGCUGGCAUCCUGGCGCACCUGACGUCACGAGGGAAGGACGCGUGGACGCUCAGCCCCGACCUCAGGUCCUCACUGCUGGAGCAGCUGCACGCCGUCAUCAUGGAGUGGCACGCGCCAGACUGUGAGAUGGUGGCGUACAGGUCCUUCAACCCCUUCUUUCCUCUCCUGGAGUGCUUCCACACGCCCGGCGUCCAGCUUUGGGCAGCGUGGGCCAUGCAACACGUCUGCAGCAAGAACGCAGCCGCGCGCUACUGCAGCAUGCUGUUGGAGGAGGGCGGCCUUCAGCAGCUGGAGCGCGUUCACGCCAACCAGCAAACCCACCCGGAUGUCCGACUGUUGAUGGAGAGCAUUUUGGAGAGCCUGGAACGUCACCAGGCUCGUACGGGCCUGCCAAACGGACGCCGCCCGACACCGCUAUGAGGGGGUAACUUCCUAUAACCAUGAGGAGGUGAUCUUACCAACGCUCCACAUGUACAAAUAAAAGGUCAGCGGGUACGCACUUCUUUGCACACAAACUAAGCUUAUUUAUAUUCCUUUUAAAACUUAAAUACUGUUACAUAAUACUUCAGCGAAUGUGUUAAUAAGUAUGCUUGAAAAUCGAUGUUGAAAUGUCAGCAUUUUAUGGACUAUUAGUUGGUCCUGAGGCCGCACGCGUGGCCUGGAGCAUGCUGGGACUUUUGUUAGCCGAUGCCUCUCCGACAGGACGUUUAAAAAAAAUAGUCAAAAUGAUUCUUUGCUGUACAUUUCAAAAACUAUGAGCGGAUAGCAGUGUCGUGUAACGUCUUGUAGGCCGCCCAUAAUGUAUUGUGGAAACGUGUUAGCAUGCAUCUUUAAAAAGCAGUAUGGAAUGUGUACAGUACAUACUAAAAGGUAUUAGCUUGUCCAUGAACGGCUUGAAUUCAUUGUACUUUGUACUCGUGACUUUUGGAUGAUGAUCAUUUGAGGGAUUGUAAUAAUACUAGAAUGCUGGUAAGUGGCUGUGCCCUGUUCUAUGGUUAUCAUCACACGUUCCCUUUGCUGUCACUGACAAAAAAAGCCAAAGAAAAAGCAAAAUACAAUGCUCGUUACUCUAAAGUUUUGUUGGACUUUUGAGGCAUGUUUUUCUAUUUUUGCUUCAACUCUGGGUUUUAUACGACAUUCCACUUUGGAAGUUCCAAGUGAGUUUUCUUUCAAAAAAGUGUAAAAAUAAGGAAACUAUCCACUCUGUGAUCCCACUUGACUUUUUCAGUUAUUUUAAUUUGUAAACAAAUGAAGGCCCGAUCCCAGUACACCCCCUCACUCACUGCCACUACACCCUCGAAAGUGUGUUCCCAUUAUAAAUAAUAUAAAGUGAAUAAUAAAUGUAUCAAAACCUCAUAGUUAUGUUUUUAAUUUUCAGACAUAUUUGUAUAGAUGACUUUGAUUAAAGGCUAAAUAAUACCACUUUUGAGACAUUUGACCAUAUAGCUUGGAUGUGUAAAAGAAAGUUAUACAAGGUUGAACACAGUCUAUUUAAUGAUGCUGGUUGACUUAUAAGUUGGUCCAAUUUAGUGUUUUCUCAAUGUAAAUAAUGUAAACUGAUUUUUUUUAUUCAUCAAAACUCCAGAGUUAUGUUUUCAAUUUUCAUACAUUCUGGAGAACUUUGGUUGAACUCCAAAUUGUACCACUUUCAUAAAGAGUAGAGACAAUACAGUGGAAGCUCCAAAGUUGAACAGGCUGUCCUGUGAUGAUGGUUGACCUUCAAGUUGUUCAAAUUACCUCAUUAGAAAUAGUGUAAUGUGAAUUCAUCAAAACUCCCAAGUUUGUUAUUUUAUUGUAAUUUUUAGGCAUUUUUUUCCCCCCAAAUCUUGGUUGAACUCCAGUUUGUACAACUUUGGAGACUUUCAACUAUUGUGAAGUCAUUCAACAGUCUAGGAUUUUGUUGGCUUUUUGGUGAUUAUUGCAUGGAGGUUCAUUCGUGUUUAUUUUUUUUGUGUGUCUUUUUUUUUUUACACUGAAUUUAUGUCACAGCUUUUUUUUUUUUUGCAUUUGAAUAUUGUGAACUUAAAUUUUUUUUUUUU
Molecule: messenger RNA, 4217 nt
Organism: Entelurus aequoreus (snake pipefish)
Lineage: Eukaryota; Metazoa; Chordata; Actinopteri; Syngnathiformes; Syngnathidae
Gene: zyg11
Product: zyg-11 family member, cell cycle regulator
Exons: 18
Coding region: 373-2598 (741 amino acids)
Cellular component (GO): Cul2-RING ubiquitin ligase complex
Molecular function (GO): protein binding
Source: RefSeq, a predicted model, not a curated record